Messenger RNA from Mandrillus leucophaeus (drill), 6791 nucleotides. It is a transcript of the gene TJP1, whose product is annotated as tight junction protein 1. Gene Ontology annotation, molecular function: cell adhesion molecule binding. The transcript is spliced from 28 exons. Gene Ontology annotation, biological process: positive regulation of blood-brain barrier permeability; cell-cell adhesion; establishment of endothelial intestinal barrier. Lineage: Eukaryota; Metazoa; Chordata; Mammalia; Primates; Cercopithecidae. The coding region runs from base 138 to 5345 and encodes 1735 amino acids. The record is from RefSeq and is a predicted model, not a curated record. Gene Ontology annotation, cellular component: bicellular tight junction; plasma membrane.
CCCCAUCCUCUGAAAAUCCUAAUGGUGCUACUUCUAGUGUCAGCCAAGGAAAACCCUCUUUAAGACGAAUUAAAGGGAGAUUACACAGAAGCAAAAGCCUUGAUAGCAUCGAUUUCUGCGAGCUCACUAGCACAGCAAUGGAGGAAACAGCUAUAUGGGAACAACAUACAGUGACGCUUCACAGGGCUCCUGGAUUUGGAUUUGGCAUUGCAAUAUCUGGUGGACGAGAUAAUCCUCAUUUUCAGAGUGGGGAAACGUCAAUCGUGAUUUCAGAUGUGCUGAAAGGAGGACCAGCUGAAGGACAGCUACAGGAAAAUGACCGAGUGGCAAUGGUUAACGGAGUUUCAAUGGAUAAUGUUGAACAUGCUUUUGCUGUUCAGCAACUAAGGAAAAGUGGGAAAAAUGCAAAAAUUACAAUUAGAAGGAAGAAGAAAGUUCAAAUACCAGUAAGUCGUCCUGAUCCUGAACCAGUAUCUGAUAAUGAAGAAGAUAGUUACGAUGAGGAAAUACAUGAUCCAAGAAGUGGCCGGAGUGGUGUGGUUAACAGAAGGAGUGAGAAGAUUUGGCCGAGGGAUAGAAGUGCAAGUAGAGAGAGGAGCUUGUCUCCGCGGUCAGACAGGCGGUCAGUGGCUUCCAGCCAGCCCGCUAAACCCACCAAAGUCACACUGGUGAAAUCCCGGAAGAAUGAAGAAUAUGGUCUUCGAUUGGCAAGCCAUAUAUUUGUUAAGGAAAUUUCACAAGAUAGUUUGGCAGCAAGAGAUGGCAAUAUUCAAGAAGGUGAUGUUGUAUUGAAGAUAAAUGGUACUGUGACAGAAAAUAUGUCAUUGACAGAUGCAAAGACAUUGAUAGAAAGGUCUAAAGGCAAAUUAAAAAUGGUAGUUCAAAGAGAUGAACGGGCUACACUGUUGAACGUCCCUGAUCUGUCUGACAGCAUCCACUCUGCUAAUGCCUCUGAGAGAGACGACAUUUCAGAAAUUCAGUCACUGGCCUCAGAUCAUUCUGGUCGAUCACACGAUAGGCCUCCCCGCCGCAGCCGGUCACGAUCUCCUGACCAGCGGUCAGAGCCUUCUGAUCAUUCCAGACACUCUCCACAGCAGCCAAGCAAUGGCAGUCUCCGGAGUAGAGAUGAAGAGAGAAUUUCUAAGCCUGGGGCUGUCUCAACUCCUGUAAAGCAUGCUGAUGAUCACACACCUAAAACAGUGGAAGAAGUUACAGUUGAAAGAAACGAGAAACAAACACCUUCUCUUCCAGAACCAAAGCCUGUGUAUGCCCAGGUUGGGCAACCAGAUGUGGAUUUACCUGUCAGUCCAUCAGAUGGUGUCCUACCUAAUUCAACUCAUGAAGAUGGGAUUCUUCGACCCAGCAUGAAAUUGGUAAAAUUCAGAAAAGGAGAUAGUGUGGGAUUACGACUGGCUGGUGGAAAUGAUGUUGGAAUAUUUGUAGCUGGCGUUCUAGAAGAUAGCCCCGCAGCCAAGGAAGGCUUAGAGGAAGGUGAUCAAAUUCUCAGGGUAAACAACGUAGAUUUUACAAAUAUCAUAAGAGAAGAAGCCGUCCUUUUCCUGCUUGACCUCCCUAAAGGAGAAGAAGUGACCAUAUUGGCUCAGAAGAAGAAGGAUGUUUAUCGUCGCAUUGUAGAAUCAGAUGUAGGAGAUUCUUUCUAUAUUAGAACCCAUUUUGAAUAUGAAAAGGAAUCUCCCUAUGGACUUAGUUUUAACAAAGGAGAGGUGUUCCGUGUUGUGGAUACCUUGUACAAUGGAAAACUGGGCUCUUGGCUUGCUAUUCGAAUUGGCAAAAAUCAUAAGGAGGUAGAACGAGGCAUCAUCCCUAAUAAGAACAGAGCUGAGCAGCUGGCCAGUGUGCAGUACACACUUCCAAAAACAGCAGGGGGAGACCGCGCCGACUUCUGGAGAUUCCGAGGUCUUCGCAGCUCCAAGAGAAAUCUUCGAAAGAGCAGAGAGGAUUUGUCCGCUCAGCCUGUUCAAACAAAGUUUCCAGCUUAUGAAAGAGUGGUUCUUCGAGAAGCUGGAUUUCUGAGGCCUGUAACCAUUUUUGGACCAAUAGCUGAUGUUGCCAGAGAAAAGCUGGCUAGAGAAGAACCAGAUAUUUAUCAAAUUGCAAAGAGUGAACCACGAGACGCUGGAACUGACCAACGUAGCUCUGGCAUUAUUCGCCUGCAUACAAUAAAGCAAAUCAUAGAUCAAGACAAACAUGCUUUAUUAGAUGUAACACCAAAUGCAGUUGAUCGUCUUAACUAUGCCCAGUGGUAUCCAAUUGUUGUAUUUCUUAAUCCUGAUUCUAAGCAAGGAGUAAAAACAAUGAGAAUGAGGUUAUGUCCAGAAUCUCGGAAAAGUGCCAGGAAGUUAUAUGAGCGAUCUCAUAAACUUCGUAAAAAUAAUCACCAUCUUUUUACAACUACAAUUAACUUAAAUUCAAUGAAUGAUGGUUGGUAUGGUGCACUGAAAGAAGCAAUUCAACAGCAGCAAAACCAGCUGGUGUGGGUUUCUGAGGGAAAGGCGGAUGGUGCUACAAGUGAUGACCUUGAUUUGCAUGAUGAUCGUCUGUCCUACCUGUCAGCUCCAGGUAGUGAAUACUCAAUGUAUAGCACGGACAGUAGACACACUUCUGACUAUGAAGACACAGACACAGAAGGCGGGGCCUACACUGAUCAAGAACUAGAUGAAACUCUUAAUGAUGAGGUUGGGACUCCACCGGAGUCUGCCAUUACACGGUCCUCUGAGCCUGUAAGAGAGGACUCCUCUGGAAUGCAUCAUGAAAACCAAACAUAUCCUCCUUACUCACCACAAGCGCAGCCACAACCAAUUCAUAGAAUAGACUCCCCUGGAUUUAAGCCAGCCUCUCAACAGAAAGCAGAAGCUUCAUCUCCAGUCCCUUACCUUUCGCCUGAAACAAACCCAGCAUCAUCAACCUCUGCUGUUAAUCAUAAUGUAAAUUUAACUAAUGUCAGACUGGAGGAGCCCACCCCAGCUCCUUCCACCACUUACUCACCACAAGCUGAUUCUUUAAGAACACCAAGUACUGAGGCAGCUCACAUAAUGCUAAGAGAUCAAGAACCAUCAUUGUCGUCGCAUGUAGAUCCAACAAAGGUGUACAGAAAGGAUCCAUAUUCCGAGGAAAUGAUGAGACAAAACCAUGUUUUGAAACAGCCAGCCGUUGGUCACCCAGGGCACAGGCCAGACAAAGAGCCUAAUCUGACCUAUGAACCCCAACUCCCAUACGUAGAGAAACAAGCCAGCAGAGACCUUGAGCAGCCCACGUACAGAUACGAGUCCUCAAGCUAUACGGACCAGUUUUCUCGAAACUAUGAACAUCGUCUGCGAUACGAAGAUCGCGUCCCCAUGUAUGAAGAACAGUGGUCAUAUUAUGAUGACAAACAGCCCUACCCAUCUCGGCCACCUUUUGAUAAUCAGCACUCUCGAGACCUUGACUCCAGACAGCAUCCCGAAGAGUCCUCAGAACGCGGGUACUUUCCACGUUUUGAAGAGCCAGCCCCUCUGUCCUAUGACAGCAGACCACGUUACGAACAGGCACCUAGAGCGUCUGCCCUGCGGCACGAAGAGCAGCCAGCUCCUGGGUAUGACACGCAUGGUAGACACAGGCCGGAAACCCAGCCCUACCCUUCAGCAGGGCCCAAGCCCGCAGAGCCCAAGCAGUAUUUUGAGCAAUAUUCACGCAGUUACGAGCAAGUCCCACCCCAAGGAUUUACCUCUAGAGCAGGUCAUUUUGAGCCUCUCCAUGGUGCUGCAGCUGUCCCUCCGCUGAUACCUUCAUCUCAGCAUAAGCCAGAAGCUCUGCCUUCAAAUACCAAACCGCUGCCUCCACCCCCAACUCAAACCGAAGAAGAGGAAGAUCCAGCAAUGAAGCCACAGUCUGUACUCACCAGAGUUAAGAUGUUUGAAAACAAAAGAUCUGCAUCCUUAGAGACCAAGAAGGAUGUAAAUGACACUGCCACUUUUAAGCCUCCAGAAGUAGCAUCUAAACCUUCAGGUGCUCCCAUCAUUGGUCCCAAACCCACUUCUCAGAAUCAGUUCAGUGAACAUGACAAAACUCUAUACAGGAUCCCAGAACCUCAAAAGCCUCAACUGAAGCCACCUGAAGAUAUUGUUCGGUCAAAUCAUUAUGACCCUGAAGAAGAUGAAGAAUAUUAUCGAAAACAGCUCUCAUACUUUGACCGAAGAAGUUUUGAGAAUAAGCCUCCUGCACACAUUGCUGCCAGCCAUCUCUCCGAGCCUGCAAAGCCAGCUCAUUCUCAGAAUCAAUCAAAUUUUUCUAGUUAUUCUUCAAAGGGAAAGCCUCCUGAAGCUGAUGGUGUAGAUAGAUCAUUUGGUGAGAAACGCUAUGAACCCCUCCAGGUCACUCCCCCUCCUCCUCCAUUGCCCUCGCAGUACGCCCAGCCAUCUCAACCUGUCACCAGCGCGUCUCUCCACAUACAUUCUAAGGGAGCACAUGGUGAAGGUAAUUCAGUGUCAUUGGAUUUUCAGAAUUCCUUAGUGUCCAAACCAGACCCACCUCCGUCUCAGAAUAAGCCAGCAACUUUCAGACCACCAAACCGAGAAGAUACUGCUCAGCCAGCUUUCUAUCCCCAGAAAAGUUUUCCAGAUAAAGCCCCAGUUAAUGGAACUGAACAGACUCAGAAAACGGUCACUCCAGCAUACAAUCGAUUCACACCAAAACCAUAUACAAGUUCUGCCCGACCGUUUGAACGCAAGUUUGAAAGUCCUAAAUUCAAUCACAAUCUUCUGCCAAGUGAAACUGCACAUAAACCUGACUUGUCAAAAACUCCCACUUCUCCAAAAACUGUUGUGAAAUCGCACAGUUUGGCACAGCCUUCUGAGUUUGACAGUGGAGUUGAAACUUUCUCUAUCCAUGCAGAGAAGCCUAAAUAUCAAAUAAAUAAUAUCAGCACAGUGCCUAAAGCUAUUCCUGUAAGUCCUUCAGCUGUGGAAGAGGAUGAAGAUGAAGAUGGUCAUACUGUGGUGGCCACAGCGCGAGGCAUAUUUAACAGCAAUGGUGGCGUGCUGAGUUCCAUAGAAACUGGCGUCAGUAUAAUUAUCCCUCAAGGAGCCAUUCCCGAAGGAGUUGAGCAGGAAAUCUAUUUUAAGGUCUGCCGAGACAACAGCAUCCUCCCACCUUUAGAUAAAGAGAAAGGUGAAACACUGCUGAGUCCCUUGGUGAUGUGUGGUCCCCAUGGCCUCAAGUUCCUGAAGCCUGUGGAGCUGCGCUUACCACACUGUGAUCCUAAAACCUGGCAAAACAAGUGUCUUCCUGGAGAUCCAAAUUAUCUCGUUGGAGCAAACUGUGUUUCUGUCCUUAUUGACCACUUUUAACUCUGAAAUAUAGGAACUUGAUUAAAUAAUGUGAAACUGGAUUAAACUUAAUCUAAAUGGAACCACUCUAUCAAGUAUUAUACCUUUUUUAGAAUUGAUACUACAGUUUGUUAGUAUGAAGCAUUUGUUUGAACUGAUAAAGAUUAGUGAGCAUGCCCCUGAACCAUGGUCAGAAAACAUGCUACACGCUGUGUGUUUGUGAUUGACGGGACUGUUGGUAUUGGCUAGAGGUUCAAAGAUAUUUUGCUUUGUGAUUUUUGUAGUUUUUUUUUUUAUCGUCACUGCUUAACUUCACAUAUUGAUUUCCGUUAAAAUACCAGCCAGUAAAUGGGGGUGCAUUUGAGGUCUGUUCUUUCCAAAGUACACUGUUUCAAACUUUACUAUGGCCCUGGCCUAGCAUACAUACACAUUUUAUUUUAUUAUGCAUGAAGUAAUAUGCACACAUUUUUAAAAUGCACCUGGAAUAUAUAACCAGUGUUGUGGAUUUAACAGAAAUGUACAGCAAGGGGAUUUAUAACUGGGGGAGGGUGAAGUGAAGACAAUGACUUACUGUAUAUGAAAACACAUUUUUCAUAGGGAAGGAUACAGAAGCAUGUGAGACUGGUUCCAUGGCCUCUUCAGAUCUCUAACUUCACCAUAUUACCACAAACAUACUAACCAGCAGGAAUGCCUUACCCUCAUGUUCUUAAUUCUUAGCUCAUUCUCGCUGUAUGUUACUAAGUUUUUAUGGCUUUUGUGCAUUAUCAAGAUACUGUAUCAUGACAAAGACUGAGUAAAUUGUGCAUUUGGUGGUUUCAGAAAUGUGUUAUCACCCAGAAGAAAAUAGUGGUGUGAUUUGGGGAUUUUUUCUUUUCUUUUUUCUUUUUCUUUUUUUUGGACAAGGGGCAGUGGUUGUUUUCUGUUCUUUCUGGCUAUGCAUUUGAAAAUUUUGAUGUUUUAAGGAUGCUUGUAUAUAAUGCGUGCAUACCACUUUUGUUCUUGGUUUGUAAAUUAACUUUUAUAAACUUUACCUUUUUUAUACAUAAACAAAACCAAGUUUCUAAAGGCUACCUUUGUAUUCUCUCCUGUACCUCUUGAGCCUUGAACUUUGACCUCUGCAGCAAUAAAGCAGCGUUUCUAUGACACAUGCAAGGUCAUUUUUUUUAAGAAAAAGGAUGCACAGAGUUGUUACAUUUUUAAGUGCUGCAUUUAAAAGAUACAGCUACUCAGAAUUCUCUAGUUUGAUUAAAUUCUUGCAAAGUAUCCCUACUGUAAUUUGUGAUACAAUGCUGUGCCCUAAAGUGUAUUUUUUUACUAAUAGACAAUUUAUUAUGGCACAUCAGCACGAUUUCUGUUUAGAUAAUACACCACUACGUUCUGUUAAUCAUUAGGUGUGACUGAAUUUCUUUUGCCGUUAUUAAAAAUCUCAAAUUUCUAAAUCUCCAAAAUAAAACUUUUUAAAAUAAA